AUGAAUUAUGAUAUGAUUAGGGAUGUAUUGAAAGCAUGUGGUUUGAACCCAGAAUAUGGUAUUCAAAAACUUAUUGAAAAGUGUCUCGUGACUGUUGGUAAAGAUAAAUAUUUGUUGAUGCAUGAUCUACUACAACAAAUGGGUAAGAACAUUGUUCGACGAGAAGCACCACAAGAGCCCGAAGAACGUAGCAGACUAUGGUGUUUUGAGGAAGUUCUUGAUGUAGUAACUGAAAAUAUGAUUUGUGCAUCCCUAACAUAUGUGGACUUCAGUGAGUGCAAAUUGAUUAGAAAAAUACCUGACUUAUCAAUGACCCCAAACAUAACGAAAUUGAAUCUUAGAUGGUGUCGAAAUUUAGUUGAGAUUGAUGACUCCAUGGGGCAUCUUGAUAAGCUUAAAGUGUUGGACCUUGGGGGUUGCCAUAAACUUGAAACUCUUCCAAGCUGUCUCACAAUGAAAUCUCUUACAUCUUUUAAUCUUGUACUCUGCAAUAGGCUUAAGAAGUUCCCCAAUAUCUUGCACGAAAUGAAAGAUUUAAAAUCUUUACAUCUGGGGAACUGUACCAAUGAGUUGCCUCUGUCAUUUGGGAAUUUGAUUGGGCUUAAGGACUUAAUUUUAACAAUUUGUUUCAGAGGACAGGCACAUCUUCCAUGUAGCAUCUAUAAUUUACAUAUAGAGAGGCUUGAACUUUCUGGCAAUUUCAUAUUUCUAAAGGAUGUGGAGAUUGAUAGACAGCCACUGUGCAAUUCUCUUGGUUGCUUUUCCAAAUAUGUUUUUCCAAGCUUGAAACAGCUGUCUUAA
This is a messenger RNA of Quercus lobata, 801 nucleotides long. RefSeq names its product disease resistance-like protein DSC2. The transcript has 2 exons. Gene Ontology annotation, biological process: defense response. Bases 1 to 801 code for a protein of 266 amino acids. The record is from RefSeq and is a predicted model, not a curated record. NCBI's taxonomy places the organism in Eukaryota, Viridiplantae, Streptophyta, Magnoliopsida, Fagales, Fagaceae.